AACCUCCCGAUAUACUUGUACCGUACAAAGCGCGGAAAAGUCGAGUAAAAGCGUUCGUGACUGAAUUUUUGUAUUUAUUUACCGUUGCCUUAGGGGCUUCACUGUGUGCGUGUGUUCUCGUAUUCGUGUAUGCCCGUGUGUGUGUUUGUUUGUGUUUUGGUGCUCUUCUCCUUUGUUGGGGCCAAAAGAAAGCAAUCAACAUUUAGAGCCAAAACGGUGCCGCCUGACGGGAAAACAAACAAUAUUUUUGGCCAAAAAGAGCUCAACGCGGAAUUAGUGAUAAUAGUGCGCCAUCUAGCGGUCAGAGUGGGUCUCUUUCCCAUAUAUGCGACCAAAACUUUGACUGUUCGUAUCCGCCGGAAGCGCCUUAACUGGCCAGAACAAGUGCAUAGCCCCCCAGCAGGUGGAAGGAGACUCCCCAACUUGAAGGAAGCGACUGCUGUAUGCUAGAGAAACUUCAGUUGUCACAGAGACACACUAUAGACGGUCGUCCAUCAAAGUUUAUACACGAAAUUAUCAUAGGAACCAAAGAAGAUGUCUGUGGAUAAUCCGUAUUAUUUCUGCAAUGACACCAAAUCCCCGCGGACACCCGACUCCCAGUCGUCCAGUAAGGGAUUCUCGCUGUUCAAACGGCGCAAUUCGAAGGGCAACAGCAGCCCCCGACCCAUGGUGGUGUCCAACCCGGAACAGAUGCGACUGAUCACAUCCGCCAAUCUCGACACGACGGCCACAAUGGCCUUUGGCAGCCCGCGCGGCAGCUUCAACUCCCUGGGCGGCUUCUCAAUACAAUCGUUUGAAAUGCAGCAGCUGUAUCGCCAGCGUUCGUCCAAUUCACACUCGGAGUCGCGGGAGUUCCGCGAACGCCUCGGCUCCUGCAAUGAGACGCACAGCUCCCAGUGCCCCGGAGCGGGCGGCACAGAGCACGACGAGGUCUUCAAUCCGCUGACAUCGCCAACAAGCAGCAAGUCCCAUCGUCAUCAUACACUGCCAAGUGGCGGCGGAGGAGGAGGAGGCCGUCGGCAUUCGUUUGGGAAUUGGUCGCAGCAUCAGGGAGAUCGUCAACGCCAGAACACAGCCGCGUCGAUGGGCUUGGGCUCUCCGGAUGAGGUGCCCAGCAUGAUGGCUCCACGGCCGCCCGUCCAUUCGCCCAACAAAUUCCGCGGCACCUCGCAUCGACGAAGAGACAACUGUGGCAACGGGAACAACGCAAGUGGAGCGAAUGCAUCCGGCUGCAUCGGCUACAAUAUGGACGACAUUCUGAUCAUCACGGCAAAGCACAGCGAACGCGCCUACUUGCGGGCCACUUUCCUGAAGAACCAUUUCGACAAGAUCACCAAACAGCGCGGACGGAAACCAUUCAAUUUUCUGCACAUCAAAAUUGACGAUGGUCCCUUCAGCGAGGAGAUUGCCCAAAAGUACCAGAACACUGCUCUGCAGAUUGUCAUUCUGUGUCCCGCCCUGCUGGCACUGCCCCACAGCUUCCUGAUGGCCCAACUGUCGGCCAUUAUACGGGUGGAGAAGGUCCUCGCCAUCCUGCUGGAUGUGGCCGAGGAGAAGGUCAAGGAGAUGCACAAGGCUGCGCUACCCAGCUACUACAAGUGGCGCCGCUGUGUGGUGCGCGACAACGAUCAGGUGCAGAUCAGCAACAUCCUGGGCAUUGCCACGGACAUCCUGGGCCGGGCCCUGUGCCAGCGGCCACCCUGCCAGGACAGCGGCAGCGGCAACAGUGGGGGCCUCUCGCGCAGCUUCUCCAGCUGCUCGGAGGGAUUCACAGUGCUGCCGAAGAAGGUAAAACUCGGCCAGAACAAGGUGGUGGCCAUGCUGGCAGAGCCACUGGAGAAGAACGACACUCUCAAGCUGCUGGUGGAGAAGUCCGGCGAACUGAUCGAACUGCGCAACUUCAAGUGCCGCAAUCCCUACACCCUGCAGUUCUCCAUCCCCGAGUCCUGCAUGGAGAUCUCCACAAUGAUCGAGAUACGCAUCGAGAAGAAUAACAAGAGCCUGGGCGCUCGGCCCAUCAAGUGCGAGAGUCGGCUCCGAGAGCUCGAGCAGCUGCUCCGUGUGGAGGAUUCGCCCAUAGAGUUCAUGUGUCAUGCCUUGGGCAUCGGACCCGUGGAAAGGGACGCUCUCGAUCAGCAUCUUCUGCAGUGUUUCCAGCGCAACAUGCCGCCAAAUUUCCACCUGCUGAACGGCCCCUGUGAGAAGCAACCGCAUUUCUUCACGCGUCUCGAGUCCAGUCCGGAGGAGUACCCCACCCUGCUGCACUUCGCCGCUCGCUGGGGCCUCAACCGCCUCUGCAUCCAACUGAUGGAGUGCCCGGGCGGCGACACAGCCUGCGGCGUGCGCAACUGUGCCGGCCGUACCCCCUUUGAGCUGGCAGAGCAGGAGGGUCAUCACAAGUUGGCACAGAACAUUGUCAGCUUUUCGGAGUUCCACGAGCUCACGACCAUGUAUCACUACUUCAAGGGCGUCUCCCCAACAGCUGCUCCCAGCGAGAGCAGUCCGAAACCGGUGGUCAUUGAGGCCGUGCCCGGAAAGACAAAAUCCUCCUCUGGCAAACCGCCAAAGCAGUUGCCCUCCGCCGAGUACAUGGAAAUGUCCAGCGGCUCUGAAAGGGAGAACACGCCCGAGGUGCGUCCCAAAACGGAGACGCUGGCCAUCUCGAAUCUCAACUACAUCAGUGUGGAGACGGAGGAUGAGAACCUGCAGGGUUCGGCGGCGGAGAAGAACAUGGACUCGAAGAAGGAGCUGCCGGAGCCAAUACCUGAGGCUGCAGACUCGCCAGGACCCGAGCGAACUACCAACGAACUAAGCAUCAACGAACCGCCCUACUACCAGUCCAAGGAGCAAAACAAGUCUCAGGAUGUGGUGGAUGCACCAGUGGCUCCCCUCUAUCAAACGGACAAAUUCAGCCAGGAGUGCUCCCAGCUGCUGGAGAACCAAGCGGUGGGCGGCAACGACUACGUACUGCAGCCCUCGAAUGUGCCCGUGAAUACUCCUCCCACCAGCAGCAGCACCUCCAACAGCUGCCCCCCGGAUGAUGGAAACUAUUUGUUCCAGCCCUCGAACCGCCCCGUGGAGGAGCAUCUGCGGAUGAGCCGCUCGACAACGCGACUGGCCAUUGGACAGAACAACCACAACAGCUAUAACCACAAUCAUCAGCCUGGAUAUGGAACGCUCAAGCGCAGUGCCAGCGAUGCAUCUGCCUCCAGCCACAAUCGAUCGAACGCCGACGAUGAGCUGGCCGAAAUAAUGCACGACUUCAAGAACAAUGUACUGUCCAUUCGGGAUGUGGAGCUGCUGGUGGAACGCUGGAAGCAUCGCAACGAUGUGCAACAAAGCUUCCGGGAGAAGCAGGAUCAGAUCGACCAACUGCGCCGCGAGUACGAGCGCAUCCACGAGCAGGUGCGAUCGCAUUUGAAGCGAGAGACGCCUUUCGAGCGCAUCAAGAAGUUCUUCUCGCGUCCGAAGAUGUCGCCUGGGGGGAAGCAUCCUGGCAGCUGUGCCGACAGCCUUCUGGACGAGACCAAGAGCUCGAUAGCCACUAGCUGCAGCUUCAAGUCGGGGGUUCGUCCCAUCAGCUCCCUCAGCCUGCAGAGCGUAUCCAGCAGCAGCUCAUCCUCUGGGCGCCUGAGCACGGGCAGCAACUGCAGUGGCGCCUCCCUGGGCGACUCUGGCACCCACUCGGACCACGAGGAUCGGCGCUACAACUGCCGGCUAGGUGGCCACGGAUCGCUGAUGGACAAUUAUCUGGUUCCGCCGCCACCACGUCCCGUCUUCACGCCCAGCUCCACGCCCGGCGAUGAGCGUCACCAGAUCGUCUUCCCCUCGCCCAUGUCCAGCUGCCAACGCCUGAACACGCCCACCAGCCCCACCGGGUCCUCCUCCGAGCACUACCAGAUGUUCCCCUCGAACAUACCUGUGUACGGCAGCCAGCCGCUGUCCUCCUCCCAGAGCAGCAACUACCUGAAUACCAUCAUGGAGGCGAAGGAGCACGCCGAUACCCAGCAACACUACCAGAACCAGAACGGAGUCACCCUGCAGCCCAUCAAGCUGAACGAGCGCUCGAACAUCAUCUACGGGAAGCUGACUAAAAGCCACUCGUCCUCCGCCUCCAGCUGCAGCAGCUUUAAGCCCAAGCAGCUGGCAGUGCCAUGUCCCCAGGUGGGCAGCAUCGAGAUCCAGGCCGAGGUCUAUCAGAAUGUGGGUGGAGAUACCCCAGAGGCCGCUGACAAAGUUGAGCCCACGCCGGAGACAGAGGCGCCCAACUACAUGAACUGCUAGAAAGGCGAAGGACUACGAGCGGGGCGGUUACUUCACUGCCACGAAAUCGACCCAAAUCGAAAUCGAAAGCUUCUCUUUAGUGUUACACAUAUGUAUUCUUGUUUUGUCUGUAAGUCGAUCGAUUCGCAUCCCUCAAGAAGUGCAAAGGACGGAUGGAUGGAAAUGAGUAUGAACUAGUUAUCGAGCAAAACAUAUUCUAAUGUUAGUCGUAAGCCUGUAUUAUCUACAUUAUUUCUUAGUCUUCGGGUUUCAGAAUCGAAUUGUAUAUUUGUGAGACGUUUGCAAGCAACCAAAUCAAACCAUAUCGUUAGGGUCUAAGUCUAGCACCUAAGUCGAACCAAGCAGCUAACAUAUCAAGAAAUAUUAAUCUUCUCUUGUAACUCUAGGUACUACCCCAAUUUAGUUUAAAGAUCUUGCACCGAUCACCCUUUUGGCAUGCCGCUUAGCAUGAAAAACUCGUAAUGUCUAGCUCCUAAAAACCCCCUAAAAUAUCAGCUAUACAGUUAAAUGCAAUAAAUUUUAAAUAUUUAAGAAAAAA
Drosophila miranda is the source of this 4822-nucleotide messenger RNA. It is a transcript of the gene stumps, whose product is annotated as phosphoinositide 3-kinase adapter protein 1. Gene Ontology annotation, cellular component: cytosol. The coding region runs from base 535 to 4284 and encodes 1249 amino acids. The record is from RefSeq and is a predicted model, not a curated record. Gene Ontology annotation, molecular function: fibroblast growth factor receptor binding; transmembrane receptor protein tyrosine kinase adaptor activity. Lineage: Eukaryota; Metazoa; Arthropoda; Insecta; Diptera; Drosophilidae. The transcript is spliced from 7 exons.